This is a messenger RNA of Doryrhamphus excisus (bluestripe pipefish), 2481 nucleotides long. It is a transcript of the gene tgoln2, whose product is annotated as trans-golgi network protein 2. NCBI's taxonomy places the organism in Eukaryota, Metazoa, Chordata, Actinopteri, Syngnathiformes, Syngnathidae. The record is from RefSeq and is a predicted model, not a curated record.
GCAGAAGAAGAGGCUCCGACGUAAUGCGUACACGGAAAAGAGCAAGCUUUGACGUCGUCAAAUCUGUCAAUGCGGAUGUUAGCUGAAAGCUGUGGCACUGCCAGUACUAUUUUAUAAUUCCUGUACGGGCAACAUGAGGUCCGUUUUCUUGACACUUGUUAUACUUAUGUGUGGCUCCUUGGUCGGAGGGGCUUCAGCACAACUGAAGGUGGAAGGUGGAAAAGAUGCAGUUCAAUCAAACCAUCAAAAUGGCAACUCUGACCCACCUAAUGAAGUGCCGGCUACGUCUGCUAAAAAGGUUCUGACAGACCCUGACCAGAAUAACUCUAAGGCAGUUCUUCAAUCGCAGAUGCACAACAUAACCAAUGACAAGGUGAAUGCAAUUAAAGUAAUUGCAAACCCCAAGGAACAGGGGACUGAAGAAAGUAAAAAAGAAGUGCAAGUUGUGGAGAUGGAUAAAGGUGACCAUGAAAAGAUAUCAGGGGGUACAGAGGACAAAGGAGAAGUCACUACGGCUGAAGGUGGAGAAAAGGUGACAUCAGGAGCUGACCAGCCCAAGGUGGAAAAAUCAGAUGAAAAAAAUCUUCACAAGGAUGCCCAGGGGAAAGCUGAUACUACAAAGGACUCAAUAUCCAAACAACCAACCAUCGAUGUGACCACACUAGAGCACAAGCCUCUAACAAUAGAGUCUAAUAGUGAUGCUAAAUCAGAAGAUAAAGGCAAGCCUGGAGAAAUAGGAGGGAACCGUCCCUAUGAGCCACCUGCUCUAAGUGACGAGGCAGAAAGCAGUCAUUUCUUUGCAUACUUGGUCUUUACAGCAGUGGUGGUUGCAGUGGUUUACAUCGCUUACCACAACAAGCGCAAGAUAAUUGCCUAUGUUUUGGAAGGAAAGCGAUCAAGAUCUGCUCGUCGUCCAAAAUCUACAGAAUACCAAAAACUGGAACAGGAUUUGUAAUCAGAUGCUGUCCUCUUGAUACACUGACGACACUGUGAGGUGGCAUAAGAAGAUGAGAGGAUGUGAUCAUUUGAAAUGACAGACAUUUUGGCCUGUGUGGACUUUCUGUUUUGUAGCUGGAUGCGUAUUGCAUGCCUAUGCAGAUAAUAAUGUUGCCUUAUUUACUGAAGGAAUACAACACAGCAUAAGAAAAAUGUGCACGCUUUUUGCACCCAUGUCUUUAUUACACUUUCUAGUAAUAUAACUGCAAAAACUCAGGACUGUAGCCAUUUUACCAUUUUAAUUGUCUUGCGUUGUUUGUACAGCUAUGAUUGCACUGUUAGCAAAAAUAAGCCAUUAUGACUCCCUGUAAAACAGUCUGUGUACAAAUUUUAAGAUCUUUAAAGCUGCCUACAUGUACAGAAAAGUGAAUUUGUUUGGAGUUGUAUUAUAACGUUUUUUGUAAGUUGCUUUUAGGAUAUGAAUGGGUUUGCCCUUUUUCUGAGAAGUGAAUUGGAAGGUUUCGUAUUAAACACUGUAUGGCACAAAGACCGUAAACAGUGAGCAUGCUAACCUACUAAUGCUUGGCACUGUUUGGUUGGCUCAUAUCAUCUUGACAAAUUUGGUUGUCUAAAAGAUGUGCUGCACUUUUCUUGUUCUUGAAAUAUUUGCAAGUAUAACAAAUAUUAAAACUGACAUUGAAAAAAGGGGCAAGGCCAGUUCCUGAAAUGUUCAAAAGGUUCCUCUUCUGGGUGUAGUUUAACCACUCAAAGGUGUCUGCCACACCUGUAAAUGCCAUUUUAUUUGUCCAGAUGUGAUGCAUUGGGACAUGUCAGUGGUGUUGCUUUGUAAGGGUAUGCGUUAUCUGUAAACUGUCACACUGUUUACUCCAGGUGUGUCCAAAACUUUUCCACCGAGAGCCACAUCGUAAAACUCAAAACAAUGCAGGAGGUCAUUUUUAUAUUUUUAAUUUGGUAAAAAUAUUAUAUUUAAAGACAAAGCUUUGUUUCAUUAUUAAUGUCUAGUAUCAGCAUUUCAGCUUGUUUUUAAAUUUUGCCUUUUGCUGUAUUUUUCCCGUUUCCCGCAGUUUGAACACCCCUGGUUUACUCUUAGGAUUACCUGAAAGCCUGUCACAAUAACAAAUUUUGCUGGAUAAUUGUUUUUCAAAUUAUUGAUGCCAACAAACAAUACUGUCAACAUUCUUGUAUGCAGAAUCUGCACCUAUUGCAGAUAAUUUGACUUGUGCUUCCUGCCCAAAUGGUCUGUUUUAAUUUAUUCCACUCACAUGCACUCUGAGCAUGCCCACUCCGCUGUGGUUGGUCACACACUCAAAGUGCUUCCUAACUAUGAACCAUAUAAGGAAGUUCGGCCCUCUGUGACAUCAUAAAGGAAUGGUUUUACCACACCUUUUCAAACCGAGCGUUUUGAGCCAUCCCAUUUCACAUUUUAUUUGAAAAUCUGCAAAGCCAUAUUUUUAUCGACCUGGGUAUAAUUCUUGGAAUGUCUUGCUGUUGGUGUGUAUUGUAAAAUAAAUGUUUUGCAAUUAA